Vollenhovia emeryi is the source of this 935-nucleotide messenger RNA. RefSeq names its product DNA topoisomerase 2-alpha-like. NCBI's taxonomy places the organism in Eukaryota, Metazoa, Arthropoda, Insecta, Hymenoptera, Formicidae. The record is from RefSeq and is a predicted model, not a curated record. The transcript is spliced from 2 exons. Gene Ontology annotation, molecular function: DNA topoisomerase type II (double strand cut, ATP-hydrolyzing) activity; ATP binding. The coding region runs from base 603 to 788 and encodes 61 amino acids.
CCUGCCACCGGCGAGCAAAGUCCGCGAGGAAAUCGAUUAGGCAAUUGUUUCAGAGAGAAAGAGAGAGAAUUCUCAAUGUGUAAUUAUAGCCUAAAUAUGUAACGGUAUGACAUAUUGAGGUUACGUUCCGAUAUUUACUGUGUAUAUAUAGCUAUUUGUCUAAGGUCCUAGAAGGAAUAGAUACUGAAAACAUAGGUACACAAUAUGUACCUAUGUUUGUAUAUAUGUAUAUAGAAAUUUAUGUAUCCUAGGUAUUCAAUGUAUGUAGUAUUUUGGCUUUAUUUUCUAUACGCAUGUACGUUCGUGGUCAGAUAGGUUGUCCAUCGUUUAUGAUAAGGUUUGGAACGCAGUUUAUUUAUGUCAGAAAUUAUAGUUUCUGCUCACGAAAUACUCAUAUGUAUAAUUUCACGGAUAUUUGUAUGUAUCAUUCUUUUUCUCUAAUAAUGCGUCACUGUACAUAUCUGUGAAAGAAAGUUAUAACCUCUCGCAUGAUAAACUGCGUUCCGAAACUUGUCAUAAGAAGUUGGACAACAUUUCCGACCAUAACUGCACAAAUUAACAAUAAUAAACUUACACAUUCGAGGUAGUAGAGUAUAAUAAUAAUGUUACAUGGAACUGAUAAAGUGCCAGCUAUCAUCACGGAUUACAAAGAGUAUAACACAGAUACGGCGGUACACUUCAUAGUAAUACUGAACCGAGACAAAUUAGUGGAGUUAGAAAGAAAAGAUCUUCAUAAAGUAUUCAAACUUCAGACAACGAUGACUAUAACAUCUAUGGUAAGUUACUAGAAAUAUUGAUACGGUGCGUACACCGACGGUGGCGGCGGCGCACAGUGGGGCCAAAUCCCAAAAAGCUGGCCAAAAAUCGAAAAGUGAUCCAAUUUGGAUGUAACUCAAUAUAUAAGGGUUUUUGAGGUCGCUGAUCACGAAUCUGAA